GGUAUGGAAAAGGAUAUGAUGAAAAAGAAAAAAGCUACUUUUAAGUUAAAACUCACCAAGAAGAAUUUUUUGGGGGUCAGUUACUAGCACAUUCCUAGAUCUCACAGUUUCCAGAAAUCCAGGCUUUUUAGUCAUUGUGUUGUUUUUUUUUCUAUCUCGAGAAAAAUCCCAUUUGUUUUUUGAUAAGCUCAAAAUAUUGCCCAUUUUAGCAUAAUUGAGUAAAAGAAAGAAACUUAUCAUUUGGGUGUUUGAGGUUUUCAAUCUUGAAAACAAAAAGUUUAUCAUGUUCUUGUGGAGAGGUUGAAACUGGAAAAAGGGGCAUUUCUUGUUAUGGUAAAUGAGGAUUGGUUUGGCUUGCUAUGGAUGAAGCAAUGUUGAAGAGGUGAAUUAAGUGAAGAAUGGUUUUUUAUUGUUAAAAAAAGUUACUUUGUUGAGAAGUUGAGAUUGUAGAAAUCUGGUAGAUUAUGGAAAGAUUGUUGUAUCUGGUUUGGAAUGUGGGGCUGUUACUGGUUUGUACAUUGCUGGAGCGUUCUUCUGCUACACUUUCACCUGCUGGUAUAAACUAUGAAGUUGUUGCGUUGACGGAAAUUAAGAAGGCGUUACAUGACCCCUAUAAUGUUCUGGACAAUUGGGAUGUGAAUUCUGUAGACCCAUGCAGUUGGAGAAUGGUGACUUGUUCCUUUGAUGGCUAUGUGUCUGCUCUAGCACUACCUAGUCAAAGUCUAUCUGGCACCUUAUCGCCUGGAAUUGGCAAUCUCACUAACUUGCAAUCUGUAUUGUUGCAAAACAAUGCCAUUUCUGGUCAUAUUCCUGAUGUGAUCGGGAAGUUACAAAAGCUUCAGACAAUUGAUCUCUCCAACAAUAAAUUCGAAGGCGAAAUACCCACUUCCUUUGGAGACCUGAUGAAUUUGAAUUAUUUGGAUGUCUCUUAUAAUAAUCUAAGUGGUACCCUUCCUAAAAUAUCAGCAAGAGCUUUCAGAGUGCUCGGGAAUCCUUUAAUUUGUGGUCAAGGUUCUGAGAAUAAUUGUUCAGCAGUCUAUCCAGAACCACUGUCCUUCCCACCAGAUAGUCUGACUGAUCAACCAGGUGCUGCACGCAAGAGCCCUCGCGUGGUUGUUGCAUUUGUUGCAAGUUUUGGUGCUGCUUUCUUGGUCAUAGUAGCCAUGGCUUUGCUUCUUUGGUGGCGCUACAGACAUAAUCAGCAGAUCUUCUUUGAUGUCAACGAGCAUUGUUAUCCAGAGGUAUGCUUGGGUCACCUGAAAAGGUACGCCUUUAAGGAACUGCGGACUGCCACUGACCAUUUCAGCUCAAAACGUAUUUUGGGAAAAGGAGGAUUUGGUGUUGUGUAUAAGGCCUGCUUAAACAAUGGAACUGUUGUGGCCGUCAAAAGAUUGAAUGACUACAAUGCUGUCGGUGGUGAAAACCAAUUUCAGACAGAAGUAGAGUUGAUUAGCUUGGCUGUCCAUCGGAAUCUUCUCCGUCUUUUGGGGUUUUGUUCAACUGAAAGUGAACGACUUCUUGUUUACCCCUAUAUGCCAAAUGGAAGUGUAGCAUCACGAUUAAAAGAUAGCAUAUAUGGUAAACCAGUUUUAGAUUGGUCAAGGAGGAAAAAGAUAGCCCAAGGUACAGCUCGAGGGCUAGUUUAUUUGCAUGAGCAGUGUGAUCCCAGAAUUAUCCAUCGUGAUGUCAAAGCAGCCAACAUUUUGUUGGAUGAGGAAUUUGAGGCAGUAGUUGGUGAUUUUGGGUUGGCAAAGCUAUUGGAUCACCGAGAUUCUCAUGUGACAACUGCUGUUAGGGGAACCAUUGGCCACAUUGCUCCAGAAUAUUUGUCAACUGGCCAAUCGUCUGAAAAAACUGAUGUUUUUGGGUUUGGGAUCUUGCUACUUGAGCUGAUUACAGGCCAGAAAGCUAUGGACUUUGGUCGAGGGGCCAACCAGAAAGGUGUUGUUAUGCUUGAUUGGGUGAGAAAGCUGCAUCAAGAGGGGAAAUUGAACCUUAUGGUAGAUAAAGAUUUGAAAAAUAACUUUGACCGGAUUGAGCUAGAAGAAAUGGUUAAAGUUGUCCUUCUAUGUACCCAUUUCAACCCUUCUCAUCGCCCAAAAAUGUCCGAAGCAUUAAGGAUGUUGGAGGGCGAUGGAUUGGCUGAAAAAUGGGAGGCAUCACAAAAGCUUGAGACUCCAAGAAACCGAGCUUUUGAACAUACUCCACAAAGAUAUUCUAACUAUGAAGAAGAAUCAUCACUAGUUGAACCAAUGGAGCUUUCUGGACCUAGAUGACAUCCAUUCUUCGUUCUACGCGAUUCUUAUCAUCCGUGAGUUGCCAAAGUUGAGGUGAGAAAUAUUUUAUUGCUGUUAAUAGUUGUUGAAUGUAUGUAUUCAUCUGUAAAAGAAAAGGGAAAAAGUCAUGCUUAGGAUUUUUGUUAGCUGAGCUCAUUUAUGCCCUCGUGAAUAAUAUGCCAUGUAAUUAUGAUUUCAUUAGUUCUUUUUUAGAUGAAAGAUUUGAGAUUUUUGAGUAGGAGGGCCAUAGGGCUUGCCGUUCUCAUGACCACUGUUGAUUUGAUUAAAGAUUUCUUAGUUCAUUGGUC
This is a messenger RNA of Lycium ferocissimum, 2584 nucleotides long. RefSeq names its product protein NSP-INTERACTING KINASE 3-like. The transcript is spliced from 11 exons. Gene Ontology annotation, biological process: protein phosphorylation. Gene Ontology annotation, molecular function: ATP binding; protein kinase activity; protein binding. Bases 465 to 2276 code for a protein of 603 amino acids. Lineage: Eukaryota; Viridiplantae; Streptophyta; Magnoliopsida; Solanales; Solanaceae. The record is from RefSeq and is a predicted model, not a curated record.